This is a messenger RNA of Coccinella septempunctata (seven-spotted ladybird), 526 nucleotides long. RefSeq lists its product as uncharacterized. Lineage: Eukaryota; Metazoa; Arthropoda; Insecta; Coleoptera; Coccinellidae. Bases 49 to 438 code for a protein of 129 amino acids. Gene Ontology annotation, molecular function: odorant binding. The transcript has 3 exons. The record is from RefSeq and is a predicted model, not a curated record.
AAGUUGAAAUUAUCAAUCGUCAGUUCAAGUUCAAUCGUCGGCGUCGUCAUGAUUUCUACAAAAUCUUUAUGUUUUUUGGUUGUUUUAGUAGCCUGUGUCGCUGCUGCAGAGAAAGGUAAAUGUGCGAAGGAACUCAACGUAGACAAACCAGACUGGGACGAAUUUAGGAAAAAUCCAACCGAACCAGCGGAGAAAUUGUUGUGCUUCUUCAAAUGUGAAUACGAAGGUUCAGGAGUGUUUAAUGCUGACAAAACUGUAAAUGUAGACAAACUGAUCGCCCAUAUUGAAAAGUGGAAGGUUCUACAGGAAACUACCAAGAAGGAAAUCAAGGAAUGCGUUCAGAAACUGACAGUUCCUGUUAACAGCUGUUCAGAUGUCAAACCUUACCAUCUCUGCGUCCACCAUGCAGUUAAGAAAGAGGUGAGUGCAACUGCUUGAAAAACAUCUAUACCCGAUUCUUCAAUCCUCUUUGGAUAUGUAUCUGAAUAAUACUUGUGUGAUAAUUUCAAUAAAAUAAUGUUCUAAA